This is a messenger RNA of Micropterus dolomieu (smallmouth bass), 1902 nucleotides long. RefSeq names its product choline O-acetyltransferase-like. Lineage: Eukaryota; Metazoa; Chordata; Actinopteri; Centrarchiformes; Centrarchidae. Gene Ontology annotation, biological process: neuromuscular synaptic transmission; acetylcholine biosynthetic process. The coding region runs from base 1 to 1902 and encodes 633 amino acids. The record is from RefSeq and is a predicted model, not a curated record. Gene Ontology annotation, cellular component: cytoplasm; neuron projection. Gene Ontology annotation, molecular function: choline O-acetyltransferase activity. The transcript has 14 exons.
AUGCCAAUCUUGGAGAAAGAGACGGCCACAGACCGAGACCGCCAAGUGUUGCCAAAGGUCCCUGUGCCACCACUGAAACAAACCCUCGACACAUACUUGAAGUGUGUCCAACACCUGGUGAAAGAGGAGCAGUUUAAGAAAACAAAGGCCAUCGUGGAGAAGUUUGGGGCUCCCGGAGGUGUGGGAGAGGUUCUCCAGAAAAAGCUUCUAGAGAGGAGGGACAAGACGACCAACUGGGUCUAUGACUACUGGCUGGAGGACAUGUACUUGAACAACAGGUUAGCUCUACCGGUCAACUCCAGUCCUGUCAUGGUGUUUCCGAAGCAGACAUUCAGAGAUCAUAAAGACGCCCUCAGAUUUGCAGGUCGUCUCAUCAGAGGAGUGCUGGACUAUAAGGCUCUCAUUGAUGCGCGAGCGCUGCCAGUGGAUUUUGCUCGAGGCCAGCUAGCUGGGACCCCUCUGUGCAUGGAGCAGUACUACCGCCUCUUCACCUCCUACCGCUACCCGGGGUUAAAGACAGACACACUGAAGGUCCAGAUGAAUGUAGCCUCCUCAGCGCCGGAGCACAUCAUCGUGGCGUGCAAGAACCAGUUUUUCGUGUUGGAUGUAGUCGCAAACAGCAAGCAGCUCAACGAGACGGAGAUCUUAUCCCAGCUGGAGAAAAUUUGGAAAAUGGCAGAAAAUGCUGAAGAGAGAUUCCCUCCCUUCGGUAUCCUGACAUCUGACGGGAGAACAGAAUGGGCACAAGCUAGAGAUGCACUAACAAAAGAUCAAACAAACAAGGACUCUCUUGCCCUGAUUGAGAGCUGUCUGUGUGUGGUGUGUCUGGAUGAGCCCAGUGGCCUGGGGCCUAGUGAUACCAACAGGGCUCUGCUGAUGCUGCAUGGUGGAGGCCGUGAGAAGAAUGGGGCAAACCGCUGGUACGACAAGUCAAUGCAGUUUGUUGUAGGAAUGGACGGGAUAUGUGGAGUUGUGUGCGAGCAUUCAGCAUUUGAGGGAAUAGUUCUUGUGCAGUGCUCUGAAUAUGUGAUGAAAUACAUAACAGGGAGUCCCUCCAAGAUGGCGAGAGCGUCCAGUAUCAGAGAGCUUCCCCCUCCGAGAAGGCUGCUCUGGAAAUGUAACCCACACAUGCAAGGACUCUUAGCAGCAUCCGGAGACAGACUCCAGAGGUUGGUGAAUAAUCUUGACAUGGACGUUUUCUACUUCAAAGUUUAUGGGAAAGAAUUUAUCAAAAAACAGAAGAUGAGUCCAGAUGCGUUUAUACAAGUUGCCUUACAACUUGCAUUUUACAAAUGCGGUGGAAGGCUCGUGUCCACUUACGAGAGUGCGUCCAUUCGGCGUUUCCAAGAUGGUCGGGUUGAUAACAUUCGCUCUGCCACCCCUGAGGCCCUGGCCUUUGUGAAAUCCAUGACUGAUGAGAGGGCCACUUUCACCGAUUCAGAAAAAAUUAAACGACUGAGGGAUGCAAUUAAUGCCCAGACAAAUUAUACAAUUGCAGCCAUUACAGGAAUGGCAAUAGACAAUCACCUCCUCGGGCUUCUGAGGAUCGCACAGGAGCUCAACAUGGAGAAGCCAGAGAUCUUCUGUGAUGUGACAUAUUUGACCAGUAACCAGUUCAUCCUCUCCACCAGUCAGGUCCCUACCACAGUGGAAAUGUUCUGCUGCUACGGCCCCGUGGUGCCCAACGGCUAUGGCGCCUGUUACAACCCGCAGUCAGAUCACAUCAUCUUCUGUGUGUCUAGUUUCUGGGAGACCACAGAGACGAGCUCAGCCGUUUUCGUCAAAGCCCUGAACGAGGGCCUGCUGGAAAUCAGGGACCUGUGCAAUAGAGGCAACGCUGCAGCUACCAAACUGGCUUGUAGCAGCCAGAGUGCUGGCCAGCCUCAUAAAUCAGGGAAGUAA